AUGGCGACGCCCCGCCACCACCUCCCGCUCCUCCUCCUCCUCCUCCUCGUCCUGGAUACCCUCGCGCUCGCCCCCGUCCCCGGCCCCGCGGCGCUGGGCGGCGCCAACGGCGGCGACGGCGGGCGCGGCCCGCUGCUGGGCGGGUGGGCCCCAAUCCCGGACGUGGGCGACAAGCACAUCCAGGAGCUGGGCGGGUGGGCGCUGGGGCAGGCCAAGCACCAGAGGCUGGCCGCCGACGGGCUGCGGUUCCGCCGCGUGGUGCGCGGCGAGGAGCAGGUCGUGUCCGGGAUGAGGUACCGCCUCUACGUCGACGCCGCCGACCCCGCCGGCCGCACCGUGCCCUACGUCGCCGUCGUGUACGAGCAGGUCUGGACCCGCACCCGCCAGCUCGCCUCCUUCACCCCGGCGCCCCGCGCCCACUGA
Molecule: messenger RNA, 423 nt
Organism: Miscanthus lutarioriparius
Lineage: Eukaryota; Viridiplantae; Streptophyta; Magnoliopsida; Poales; Poaceae
Source: the annotation of a GenBank genome assembly